AUGGCGGCGCUGUUAGAAGACAGGGAGCUGCGGGGAGUCAGACAUCGCUUCCAGCUGCAGGCGGAGGCUCUCCUCCGGGAGACGGGGAGCGGGGAGCCCGGUGUGUACUCGGGAGGGGGCCGGGGGGAGGGGGUUUAAGGGUCGGCUGACACUGAAAAUAAUAAAAAACAAGAAAGCAGCUAUGAGGCAGCACUCAGUGUUACUAACCAGGAAGUGCUGCUGGUCUACAAAGCAUCACACAGACUGGGUAUUACACUCCAGACAGCAAACCCUGUCCUCCUCACUGAACAUUAAUGCUGGAGCUUUAUAAUGGGGUAUAAUUACUGCCUGGGGUUAAUAUAUAGUCAGCAGCCCUCCCAAAACUGAGGAAGGAAUCUGUAUAAACCAGUGAUACUCUGAGGAAGGAAUCUGUAUAAACCAGUGAUACUCUGAGGAAGGAAUCUGUAUAAACCAGUGAUACUCUGAGGAAGGAAUCUGUAUAAACCAGUGAUACUCUGAGGAAGGAAUCUUUAUAAACCAGUGAUACUCUGAGGAAGGCAUCUUUAUAAACCAGUGAUUCUCUGAGGAAGGCAUCUUUAUAAACCAGUGUUAUUCUGAGGAAGGAAUCUUUAUAAACCAGUGACACUCUGAGGAAGGAAUCUUUAUAAACCAGUGACACUCUGAGGAAGGAAUCUUUAUAAACCAGUGAUACUCUGAGGGAGGAAUCUUUAUAAACCAGUGAUACUCUGAGGAAGGAAUCUGUAUAAACCAGUGACACUCUGAGGAAGGAAUCUUUAUAAACCAGUGAUACUCUGAGGAAGGAAUUUUUAUAAACCAGUGAUACUCUGAGGGAGGAAUCUUUAUAAACCAGUGAUACUCUGAGGAAGGAAUCUUUAUAAACCAGUGAUACUCUGAGGAAGGAAUCUUUAUAAACCAGUGAUACUCUGAGGAAGGAAUCUUUAUAAACCAGUGAUACUCUGAGGAAGGAAUCUUUAUAAACCAGUGAUACUCUGAGGAAGGAUUCUUUAUAAACCAGUGAUACUCUGAGGAAGCAGUAUUUAUAAACCAGUGAUACUCUGAGGAAGGAGUCUUUAUAAACCAGUGAUACUCUGAGGAAGGAGUCUUUAUAAACCAGUGAUACUCUGAGGAAGGAGUCUUUAUAAACCAGUGAUACUCUGAGGAAGGAAUCUUUAUAAACCAGUGAUACUCUGAGGAAGGAAUCUUUAUAAACCAGUGAUACUCUGAGGAAGGAGUCUUUAUAAACCAGUGAUACUCUGAGGAAGGAAUCUUUAUAAACCAGUGAUACUCUGAGGAAGGAAUCUUUAUAAACCAGUGAUACUCUGAGGAAGGAAUCUUUAUAAACCAGUGAUACUCUGAGGAAGGAAUCUUUAUAAACCAGUGAUACUCUGAGGAAGGAAUCUUUAUAAACCAGUGAUACUCUGAGGAAGGAAUCUUUAUAAACCAGUGAUACUCUGAGGAAGGAAUCUUUAUAAACCAGUGAUACUCUGAGGAAGGAGUCUUUAUAAACCAGUGAUACUCUGAGGAAGGAGUCUUUAUAAACCAGUGAUACUCUGAGGAAGGAAUCUUUAUAAACCAGUGAUACUCUGAGGAAGGAAUCUUUAUAAACCAGUGAUACUCUGAGGAAGGAAUCUUUAUAAACCAGUGAUACUCUGAGGAAGGAUUCUUUAUAAACCAGUGAUACUCUGAGGAAGCAGUAUUUAUAAACCAGUGAUACUCUGAGGAAGGAGUCUUUAUAAACCAGUGAUACUCUGAGGAAGGAGUCUUUAUAAACCAGUGAUACUCUGAGGAAGGAGUCUUUAUAAACCAGUGAUACUCUGAGGAAGGAAUCUUUAUAAACCAGUGAUACUCUGAGGAAGGAAUCUUUAUAAACCAGUGAUACUCUGAGGAAGGAAUCUUUAUAAACCAGUGAUAUUCUGAGGAAGGAAUCUUUAUAAACCAGUGAGACUCUGAGGAAGGAAUCUUUAUAAACCAGUGAUUCUCUGAGGAAGGAAUCUUUAUAAACCAGUGAUACUCUGAGGAAGGCAUCUUUAUAAACCAGUGUUAUUCUGAGGAAAGUAUCUCCCCCAAACCAGUGUUACUCUGAGAAGGGUAUCUCCCCCAAACCAGUGUUACUCUGAGGAAGGUAUCUCCCCCAAACCAGUGUUACUCUGAGGAAAGUAUCUCCCCCAAACCAGUGUUACUCUGAGGAAGCUAUCUCCCUAAAAACUAGUGAUACUCUUAGGAAGGUAUCUCCCUAAAACUAGUGAUCCUCUCACAAACAGCAGUGCUUACAUUUGUCUGCUUCAGGGCUGUAUCUCGGCACAAAGACCACCACAUUAGAGUAUAUUGAUUUUGGUGUUUAGGUUAUCCCUUAAAACUGCUUCUGUAUUUUCCUAAUUUUUUGUGUUGGGUUUCACAUAUGGCAGCAAUGUUUGCAGGCAACUGAAAACAUAGCUAUUUUUUUUUAUCACUUGUGUCUCUCAAAAGAUUUGUUAAAAGGUUUGCGUCAUUUUGAGAAACCUGCAGAAGCUAUAUGAUAUCACUAUGUAGGUAGAUGCGUUAUAAAUGUAGUAAACAAGUCCGCAGGUCACAGAAAAUAAACAGCUUAUCCUUGAAUAGGGAAGACUCACCUGUGUUUUGGAGCUCCACCAAGAAAGUAAAUGACAUAAACUUGAAAAGACAUAUUCUGGUCUAUCCGCCAUAAUCCCAUCCUAGUAUUAAUGCUGAAUUGUUCAUUUUAUUAUGUCAUUUAAAAACAAUAUCCCCCGAGCAGCAAAAUCAAAUGAUAGUCCAAUGACCAGCAUUUCAGACCAGAAGAUCCCCAUAUUUAAAAAAAAAAUAAAAAAAAAAUAUAUAUAUAUAUAUUUUUUUUUUGUUGCUAUGGUCUUUGUGUUCUGUCCCUUGAUUUUUUUUUUGUCAUGGGGAACUUGUUUUAUAUAUGGAUUUUAAAUAUUGGCUAUGCACGGGUGGGAUUUAUUAGGACAGAUCUAAAGUUUAUUUUCAAGAAUGCAUUAUAAGCCAGUAGUACUUAACACCUGGGUUGAAGGCCCAAAUCUGGGUCCCCAUAUACUUUAAAUGUGUCACAGUGAUUGUAACAUUCACAUGAUAUUAAUCUAGUGAGUCUCAGGCAACUACCCACAAUAAAUUGAUUACUGUUGCAGGCCUGCCUUCCCUUCCCUUCCCCUGUCCUCCUCCUGUUUUGCUCACUUUUCUGUGUGAGUAUGUGUCUAUGGUUUGUCUGUAAGUGUGUGAAUUCAUUUGACUGUGUGUCCAUGGGAGUAUGUUUAUGUGGGGUUAAUACAGCAGGUUUUUUCCUAAUGAGGUAUGGGGUUGAUGCAGCAUGGUAUGGGUUACCUGGCAAUGUGUUUUAGUGUCUGUGUGUGAAAGUGUUAAUCUGUAUGUGUUUGUGUGCUUCUGGGGUUAUGGAUCUGCAGCAUUCAUGGAAAAAGACAACCUGGUCUCCAGGUAAAUUGAUUUUGAGACCCCUGGUUUACACCUUGGAUUUGUAAAAAAUAUGCAGGUGGAAUUGAACACAUUUCUGUUGGACAUUUAACUAAUUUUUACACACUGUUUAUAGUGUGUUUCAUUAUAAACUUUGAAGAACAAUUUUUUGUGUUUCUCAUAGAAACAGCUCUGCUUAAAAUAACAUAAGCACACUUUCAAAAAGCGAUCUCAAUAACGGCAAAUGAAAAAAAACAUUUAGCAGUAAGGUAAGCUCACUUUAAAUUACAAGCUCUCAGAGAUUUCUUUAUUCACAUUCACAUUGCUCUUUAGCACUCUCACUGAUACCCACUCUCACUGAUCCCCACUCACAUUGCUCUUCAGCAGUCUCAUUGAUUUAGCCCACUUUUAUAUCUUUGUUAAUGGUAAAAUCUCCUUACCGCCAACCAGUGCCACAGUAACACGAUUAAAAAAAAAAAAAUUAAAUUGUACUUAAAUGUAUAUUUUUAUUUCUACUUUAUGCAUGUUUAUGUUUUUAAAUUUUUUAAAGUUAAAUGUGAAAACAAAAAAAGUAAAUUGAAAUUACCUUUAACUGAUGAUUAAUGAGAUCCUUAACUGAUGCUGCAAGACUAAAUAUAUCUGGUUCGAUUUUCGUAAGGAACAAACAAAGGUCUCCUCCCAUUUUUUCCCCUUUAUUUUUAUUCCCCACCUUUUUUUCUAUUUUUGUGUGUGUGUGUGUGUGUGUGUGAUGUGACAAAAUGUAUCUUAAUGUCUCCCCCCUCCCAUCAUCUUACCUUUUGCCAGGGAAGGUAGACCUAAUGCUGCAAGCUUCAGUUUGACUCUCCUAUCCUCAUGCGAUAAAGCACUGCAUUUGAGCAUUGCCAUUGUAAUGUGCAGCAACCAGCCUGGUCGCAGGAGGAACACACUGGCUCUCGGGUCCUUCCUUCGCUCAACUUGAACGAGAGAUCUUUGAUCUCCUCACUGACCCAAGAGGGCUCACAGCAAGGCCUGUGCUGCAAAACCCGCCACAGCGAACCAUGAAAGCCUGAAUCGCCCACUAGUAAGCGAUAGGGACCAGGUUUACAAAUCCUACACUACGCUGAGCCAGAGUACUAACUCUGCACUGCAUCAUACAGAGGAAGAUUUUCUUUUACUGUGAGAUAAUUAGGUGGAAAUAUUUAACACCCUAACUGGCCCAAGCCGUAAAACAAUGCACCGAUGGAUUUUGACCCACUGAGCACAAAAUGGCAAUCCCAUUUGAAUUGAUCUCCUUUUUAGCUAGAUAUCCAAAAUCUGAAAUAUGGCAAAACCAUCUUUUAAAUUAACACAAUUCUGGGUCUUCUGUCAUUAUGUGAUCUGCAUUGUUACACAUAUAAAAAAAAUAUAUAUAGCAUACUUGUAGUACAAGUUUUAAUAUCAUUUAUACUUUUUUUUUUUUGUAGAUAUUUAUGAUGAUGAAAAGAAAAAGGAGAAGCCACUCCCCAGACUAAAUUUUCAUUCUGUGUUCUGGAUAUUGGCAGCUGCCUCACUCACGUACUAUGUUGAUUUUGUUCAAGUUGUUCAAGAUACUUUACAAGAAGGCUGGUAAGAUCUUGGAUUAAUGGCAGCUAUUAUCUGUAUAAGGCAGAUUGCAACUGAGCAAUAUUAUUUAUCAUUUAUACAAUGUUUAUUGUAACCGUGCAAUAUGCCUCUAUAAUUAUUUCACCUGUCAUCCAUAUAAUGCAGAUUGUAACAGAAAAAUAAAUGUCUUCUCCAAAAACUUCAUAGUCUCAGUAAUGCUUGUGUAAAUUAUACUCCAAACUUCGUAGUUGGUUUAAAGGAACUCUAUAGUCACCAUAACAACUAUAGUUUAAUGUAGUUGUUCUGGUGUCUAUAAUAAGUCGCUGCAGACUUUUUAAUGAUCACACUGUCUUUUUCAGAAAAAAGGCAGUGUUUAAAUUGCUCCCUGGGGACACCUCCAUAGGUGCUUCCUGGCUUGUGCAGCACUGACGUUCAGCGUCUUCAGGCUCUACAUGGAGACACUGAACAUUCCUUCUAGAGAUGCAUUGAUUCAAUUCAUAUCUAUGAGGAGAUGCCGAUUGCCCAGUGCGGUGUUUGGCCCUGUCUCCCCACCUCGCCACUCUGACUGAGAUCUUAAGAAUUGACAAACUCAGCCAAUCCAAUGCUUUCCCACGAGAAAGCAUUGGAUUGGCUAAGAUUGUCAAUUCUGAUGAUGUCAGCCAAGGAGGCAAAUUGAGGCGGAACCAGCGCCGGCGGACAUACAUGGUGCGUCGUAAAAGUAAGAUUUACAGCUAUUUAAGGGAAACAAUGAAGUUGCUCUUGUGUCUACUGCCUGUCCCUUCAAGCUUUUUAAUGUUAACACUGCCUUUUCAGAGAAAGGCAGUGUUUAUAUUGCUGCCUAGUAACUUUUCUCGUGGCAGUCAUUCAAAUAGCCACUAGAGGUCCUUCCUGGGUGAGUGCAUGUUCAGCAUCUCGACCCUCUGCAUGGAGGCACUGAUCGUUCAUCAUAGAAGUGCGUUACAUAAAUUACUUUACUGACCGGGGCGAGGAGCUAAAUUAUGUUUUCACAGCUUUAGUGAAUGAAUACAUGUAUGUAUGCCUAUCACUUUAGAGUUCCUUUAAUUGCCCACUGGUUUAAAGGGACUCUCCAGUGCCAGGAAAACAAACUUUUUUCUGGCACUGCAGGAAAACAAACUUUUUUCUGGCACUUUUUUUCCUGGCACUGCAGGUCCUCUCUCCCUCCCUCCCCCCCAUCCCAGGUUGAUGAAUGGGUUAAAACCCCUUCAGUGACUUACCUAUAUUCAGCGCCAAUGUCCCUCGGCGCUGGUUCCGGGUCUGCCCAAGCUCGGCGGGGGAGACUUAAUGCGCAUGCGUGGCAAAGCGCACGCGCAUUAGACCUCCCUAUAGGAAAGCAUUGAAAAUGCUUUCAAUGCAUUCCUAUGGGGAUUUCAGCGACGCUGGAGGUCUUCACAUAGUGUGCGGACGUCCAGCGACGCUAAAUGUGUGCUAUAAACUGGAAGUACCCUCUAGUGGCUGUCUACUAGACAGCCACUAGCCACUCCAAUAGGCAGAAGUGGUCUGGAUGCCUGGAGUGUCCCUUUAAUAAGGGUUCAGCGCUCCAGAAAUUCUCCAUUCUGUUGGGAGAGCAGGAAAACUUGUACCAUUGGUGGAACAGAAAUCGCUUGCUCUGAAUAACAUGCCUAUUUACUGAUAGGUUGGAAUAUAAUGUCUGUCUCGUUGUAAUAGAGCAUGCAAAUGCCUGUAACAGUAGAGAGUUCAAAAGGUUGAUGGGAAGAGAGAUAGAUCUAUGCCACUGGAAGCACUAAUCUCCAAAUUCCUUUUAUUAAUCUUUGGAUUUGCUGAUCUCUUACUAUCUUGUACUUUCUCCAGUUCUCUACAUUACUUAUUUUUUUACAUUUCCAAACUUGAUUAAUUUACUAAUUCCUAUUUAACAUUUAUAUGUUACAAAUGAUGUUCCAAUUUUUGCAGUUGGUGGUUUUACACUGGGACUUUUACGCUAGCUGCCAGUUUAUCCAUUGCAUUGUAUUGCAUCAUUUAUCUGGAAUGGCAUUGUGGGUUCAGUGAUUAUGAUACAAGGUAUCCUGCGUUAGUUCCCAUCGCAAUAACUACUUUUAUAGCCACAGCGAUCUGGUGAGUGCACACAUGUUAAUAUGUUUGUUUGUACCAUGCACAAUUUUCAGUCUGUUCUCAUUCACGUUAAGCCUCCAUUAAAUAUCUGACGAAUAGUCAUUGUUAAUUAGGUCUUUCUCUACAGCCCAUUCUGCAUGUUUUUCUUCAUUUUAUCAUAGAGUUUACCAAACUAUUGCUAGGAGCGCAUGAGGACUAGACUGGGAUCCACUCUAUAUUGUAAGAUUGCAGCAUCUAGACUGUCACUAAGGGGAGAAGCUGACAGCGUCUGUUGCUGCGAUGUGCGUGCUGGCAAGAGACAUAUAUUUUCCACAAAAUGAACAUUAAGUAUCCUAAAACAGAAGUUUGCCUAAGUCAUAUGUGCUGAGGGUGCAAGUACCCCAUAGCAAAAAGCUCUAAUAUCUCAUUUCAAGCUGAGAUUCUGCAUAUACAGAUUCCUUUGUUUAUGACCACUUCUAAAAGCAUAAGUGGUCAUGAAUGUUGGAGUUACCCUUUAAGACGUGCAUUGACCUUUAAGUCCUGUAUUUCACCCUUGGUUUGGAGCAUAUUUACUUUGUAUAAAGAAAUGUUAUUAAUCAUACGUGGGAGGUAUAUGCGAUAUAAAUGUGUAUGUCAUUAUAUAUUUACAUAGCUUUAUGUCUAUAUUUUGUUUUCAAAGCUACAAUGUUUCCCUAUGGUCAACAUGGUCAUUUUUUACUCCGUUGUUACUUUUUACUCAAUUUAUGGGAGUUGUGAUGCUGGUUUCUCUACUUGGUUGAACCCAUGAAGGUAAGAAUGUAAAAAUAUUUUUUAACAAUUUCCUGCCCUUCUCUAAAUAUCAGGUUAUAAAAACCAAAACUUUGUGUCUGUGGUGUAUUUUUGCUUCAUGCAUUUGGGGUGAUGAAUGGUAUAAGAAUUAUUGCUGUAUAAGAGUAGUGGGAGUUUACGUACAAAAUGCAUGUCUGUGUGAUUUUAAUCACUAGAAUAUGUAGUUGGCUAUAGAUACUGUGUAUUGGAUGUUCCCACCAACAGAAUAUCUGCGAUAGACCCCCAUUUACAGGUAGAUUUUGGUGGCACUGGUUUAUCUAAGCCCAGAUGCUAUGUUUGAAGUUAAUUGUCUUUGAUUUGACAAGUGUACAUAUGAUGCAGAAUAAUUUAGUGCCAGAAGAUCUGACAAGCCAAGAGAGUUACAGGUAGCCAAUUAAUCUCCUUCAUAUAAUCCCUUGUGUGCUUAGGCUCUGUUUACAAGGUAGAAUGCAACUUUUCCUUACUUACCCAAGCCUUACGAACAAGGUGAACAUACUGAUGUGAUGCGCCUUUCAAUGGAUCAGCUUCAUCCAUGUUGCUUAGGGACUUGUCAAUUUGCUGAAUCAUUUUAUGUACCCUUGCAUCCUAAAAAUGAGCUGUAACAACAAAUUGUAACCAUAGAGCUUUCGAAAGACCUAUGAGCAGAGAACACAUACUGGACUUUUCCUAUGUACUCUAGCCUGUGAAGUGGCUAAAUCACCUGACAUUGAGCCACACAGAUGGGCUACAGCACUCACAGGAUCAUGGGAAAGAUGAUUCAUGGCUUUUUUGGGGUCAUUGGAAUUGGGUUCUAAAAAAAAUAGGCCUAACUCUUGAAACUGUUUUAAUGUUUACUCUUAUCGUGUUAAUUUUGUGCAGAAUAUUCCUUUUUGUCAAAUAAUCAGACUAAAAAUACUAUUUUUUUUUUUUACUAAUUGGGAGAUGUGGUUUAAAACCUGUAUGAGUUACUUAGUAUUUUUAUUGUCUUUUUUUUCCCUCUGUAGUUACUUAUGUACUGAUGAAGACUUGAAGUGGAGUGGAGAUGCAGUCUGCUUUUUGUUAAGCUUUCUAUCACAGAUACAUAUUUGGCAUGGCAUGAAAAGGACUAGAAUUUUGUGAAUUACCUAACGCAAUAAAAAUCUACAUCAUUUAGUUUUUUUGAGGUGCAUAUAUCUUGUGUACUUAACACAGGUGAUUAUUCUCAGAGCUGUAGAUGAACCUGGUAUCAUCCUUGGAACAUGCCGCAGGAGAAACAUAUAUUUAUGUAUCCAAAUGGUUAAAAAGUAAAUUGAUAGUUAUCUCUACUACUAUGCACCCAUUUGUUGUUGAGAUUCUAUUUUGAUGUAUUGUUGAAAUUAGUAUGUUCUAACAAAACGUCACUGUUAAUGUCAGUGUAACAUGCAUUACUUCUAUGAGAACUGUUGAUCUGGAAUGCGUCUGUCACAUCAUUGACAAGUUCUAAGCUUCGCAAGUGCUCUUCAGAAUGAAUGAUACAGAAAUGAACACAAGAUGCCUGAAAAGUAAAAUAGAUGAUUCAAACUGAUUGUACAGGGUUUUUUUCUCCCUACAUUGUUAAUAAAAUGUGGUUUGAUUUUCUUAUAAAACUUUUGAAAGUAUAUCUGCUAUUUUUUUUAAUAUGUAUAUGAUUUUACUGACUGUGUAUAGUUGCCAGCCCAGAUCCUAAUCAAAUUCAUUAUUUUCAAACAGUAACCAAAAUAAUCUAGAAAAGUGAAAUUGUACUUAAAACAUGUUACAGGCUUAAAUAUGCAUUUAUUUAAUACUGCUUAUUAUACAUGAGUGCAAUAAAUUAGGGGACUAAUGGGAUCAGGGCUUAAAAUUUGCAGUCCUAUGCUUCUAGCCAGAUCUUAAAAAUAAUUAGUCACUGCAAGCCAUAGCAGUACACUAGCCAGGGCUACAUUUUCACUUGCCAAUGACUAGUUGACAGUGUAAAUAUUGAGCCCCGAAUAAGGUUAAUAACUAAACUUGGAAUAUCGGAAAAUUGACAUUUUGGGCCAAAAUAGCUGAAUUGGAAAUAUUCACAAACUCUGAUUUAUUUUGUGCUUGGCUAUUUAUGCUUUAUAAUAUGCACUUCCUUUCCCCUCUUCUCAUACUCCUUAAACCUUGUAUGGAGCACAUUUAGAGCCUCAUUAGUGGCUCAAGCAGGUUGCCCGAUACAUUAACCUGCAUUGACUGACUCAUUUUUAUAUGAAAAGGAUAGAGUGUUGUAGAUAGUUUCUAUGCACAUAUUCCCAUAGCAAGCUAAAGCUGUGUGUUAGUAUGGAGCAGUGAAAAGAUUUCACUGGGUGACAUUCACUGCUGACUCCAUGUAUACUAAUAUUGUCCGUAUGUAUCACCCAGCCUGACUAUGCAGUGGAGAGUUUAAAAUGUGUAAAUACAAAUAGACUGUGAAAUAUAAGGUGCUUAAAAAUAUUAUAUUAGAGUACAGAACCCAAUUAGAAUGAGCAGCUCAACACACGUGUAGGUACCUCUAACCUUAACACAAGUACAUGCAAGAGUGUGGAGUAAUUUCAGUGAAACAGAAUUGUCACAACAAACCCACCCAGUGGAGCGCUAUUAGAAAUAACUUAACCGUAUAAUAAGGGGUACAAAUAUAAGAUGUAAUAAAUAUCUGGAGAAAGAGAUAAAUGGAAACAAUUUGGUGCAGUAUAUCCAAAACUUUAUAGGUGGUUAAAAAGAUCAAAUGUAGCAAACUCACAUGGCUUAGAGCCUUAGGAGGAUAGGCUCAAGUCACAAGGGCGAGGGUAUUUAAAGAGAAUACCAAACUUCUUCUAUAAUAACAUCCAGGUACUCAGAAAGCAGAGAUAAAAUAGGAACAAAGUCCUAGUGUAUUAUACUUUAAAAUAAAUAUCACAAUAUUGAUUGGUGCAAGUACUUGCUCACCUUAUUGAGAGCCAGAGAUAACUGGUCUCUCAGUGUAAUCAGCAAUGUGCCUUUAAGAGGGCACAACUCUUUUUGUAAAGCAGGAAAAUGAUGCUGCAGCUCAUAAGACUCAGUUCAAAAUAAAAACAAAUUAUAAACAUAUAUAAAAUGUAGAAAUAAAAAUACCAUCUAAUAAUGGUCAGUUAAAAUUACAUUUGAUCUUUUUAACCACCUACAAAGUUUUGGAUAUACUGCACCAAAUUGUUUCCAUUUAUCUCUUUCUCCAGAUAUUUAUUACAUCUUAUAUUUGUACCCCUUAUGAUAAGGGUAAGUCAUUUCUAAUAGCGCUCCACUGGGCUUGUUUUGUUGUGACAAUUCUGUUUCACUCAAGUUUAAAAUGUGUAUCUGCAAAUAUCUCAAUCUGUUUUUUAAAGUUCAGAUGGUAACCAAACUUUAAACUUUAUUUGUACAAAUCAUAAUCUUAAACUACAUCACUGAAAAUGUAAGUUUAAUGAAAAGGGCAUAAGUGCAUGUUAGUUGCCUAACUAAUUGUUAUUGUUGCAUUUAUAUCAACCAUGUAGAAGUAUGUAGUUAAGUUUUUCUUUUUUAAUUGCAUUAGUUUUCCUGUGAUUUGAUUUAACUAUUUUUAAACAUAUUUUUAAUUUGCAGACAUUAGUUUUCCUGUGAUUUGAUUUAACUAUUUUUAAACAUUUUAGAAAAAAAAAUAUAUAGAAUAUAAAUAGAUGGUGGGUUUUUUUUUUAAUACAAAUAUGUCUUAUCUUACUGAAGUUUUACUUUAUCUAUGUCAUACCUCUGCCUGCUGCACAGCACUAUAGGCUUCAGUGUGAGUCGCGUGGCAUACUCAAUGUCAGAUGCGCGUCAUUCACCCGCUCUACGUUCUGCACGUCAACGAUCUCGCAUGGUUGCCGGGUAACAUGGCAACCUAGCGCAGCCUACAGGAAUCGCUAAAGUUACAGGCCCCUGUAAUUCCAAGUCCAUUUAUAACAAAAGUUAUAAAGGUCAUCUACCCUUCUCAGGUCACAUCCCUUUAUGUUAUUUGGUGCAGGCUGAUUUUUUAAAUUUAUUUUUUAUACACCCGGCUUUGUAGUGACCAUUCUGUUAUUUUCUGUCCUUGACACCGGCCUGUUCAAUUGUUUUAUGAGUACCUCUGGAAUCCUUAACCUUGACUUAUAUACUGAUUCGACCUAUCUAGGGCACACAUUAAGCCCGGCCACUCUAAGGUCCGGUAUACGUAUCUUGCUCUUUCUAUCUCCUUAUUGUAACUACUGUUUCCCUGUUCUCUGUGUGUAGGGGUUACCCCAUCCUGACAAUCUCAUUGCUUUGACAUUCAAAAUCAGGAUAAUACACUGGAUUUUUUUAUUAAGCUGCUUUUAAUGACAAAUAAGAAUUUCUCAUUAUGGCAAGUAGGAUACUUGCCAUAAAUUCUUAACUUUAAUGAGGUCAUGCUAAUCCUGUAAGGAUAUUAUAUUCGGCUAGUAUCUCAAUAUAUUGUACUUAGUAAUUGUUAUUUAAUCCAAAGGUUUAAAUGAAGAGUGGCUCUUACCUCAUUGUCUUGAUAAUUGCCAGCAUGUCUAGGUAUCCUGACUCUGCAAAUCAACAAAAAAAGAUUCUCGAACAGGGGCCCAUGUACAGAUGGUAACAAUGGUUCAGUUUAAAGUGUGCAAUCCAAGGUAUUGAUUCAUAUUGAUGUUUGUGUUGUCUAGUAACAUUAUGUUUUAGAUACAUGGCUUUUAGAAAUAGUAUAGGUAAAGAAUGUGAGCGUGAAGAGUUGACAAUUAAAAAGAUUAAGAUACAUUAACUCUAGUUAUGACUCUGCAAUAGUGUUUUUGAUUUCUUCUUAUUUCUGUUAAUCUAAAGGGCGGGUUCCUGACACAUGCACGUAACCUGUUAAAGGAAAUCUGUAAAUUAUUAAAUGGUAAGCAAAGAUAAGUGGUUUAUAUAGACUGAUUUAUACUUCAUUUCAGUUUAUCUUCAAAAUCCAUUUCAAAUUUUUAAAAAUUCUCUCUGGGAUGUCUUUCCAGUUGGAUAUCACCAUAAUAAAAGGUACUAUCCGCCGAGCACAAGAUCUUCAACCCGACAUCAAGAAGGGACUGGCUGAUUGUAUCCUUUGUAAGAGAUCAGACACACUCAAACAGAAGUAGGACAAGGUGAGGCCUACAGGACAGCUACAGCUGAUGGUUAAGAACCAAGAUAACGUUUGGGAGUACUGGAGACCAUAGCAGCCCUGGUAGCUUUACUCAGUUAUUUUCCAGACUCUCUCCUUUUUAAAAGAAGAAAAACUACCACAACAAGAGGACAUAGUCUUAAAUUAGGGCAAAGGUUUAAAAAUAUCAGGAAGUAUUACUUUACUGAGAGGGUAGUGGAUGCAUGGAAUGCCUUCCAGCUGAAGUGGUAGAUGUUAACACAGAAAAGGAGUUUAAGCAUGCGUCGGAUAUGCAUAAUGCUAUCCUAACUAUAAGAUAAGGCCAGGGACUAAUGAAAGUAUUUAGAAAAUUAGCCAGACUAGAUGGGCCGAAUGGUUCUUAUCUGCCGUCACAUUCUAUGUUUCUAUCUGCUAGAAUAGUUUGAUAGGUGCACUCUGAAGAUGGUAGCAUUAAAAUAAUUCAGAUUCUCUUUUUAUGGAUUUCUUCAUAAUCCACAGUGAGUGUGCAACAAAGCAAAAAAAUACAUGCUUCAUAGCUUAUAUGUUCUUAGAGCUUUUCUCCCAGAAGUUGUGUUAUAGAUGGGGCACAUAGCACUCUAAAGACCAAAACUUGCCUCUAGAGGUACACCAAGAUACUUAAUUCCAUGCAUUAAUUUUUACAUCACCAAAGAGACUGUUCUGAGGUUUGUGCAAUCAGACAGUCCUAGUGUUAAUUGUAAUAGGCAGAAAAUCUAUGCAAAUGUUUUACCUUCCACUUUAGCACAAAUUAUUCCUGAAGCCGAUCACUUUUGUACUAUUUUCUUCAAUAGGACUUUAUCUGAUGAGGCCAAAGGGGUGUGAGUUCCAACACCAUCCUGUGCCAAUCACCACUAAGCAAAUCAAACACUAGAAUACUAUCCGCACCCACCAUCUUGAUAACCAUAGAGAGUAACUCCAUUCUACUCAUCCAUGCUGUUAAGUGAUUAUUUUUAAAUUAAAUUUUUCUCUUGUUUUGGGUACAACUCUCCAUUUUUUAUUUCAAUUUAAUCAUGACAUAGGUAAUAACAUACUGUAUGAAUGCGAGUGUGGUAGUUCCUUGGCACCACUUAUAUUUUACCAUCGGUAGUAUAAGUGCCGUGCCCCAAUGGCUUGUUACUUCUACAUUGAUGUAAACUCUUAUAAUGCUUUCUUUUCAUUGGAAUCCAUAGUUAUUGUCCCUGUACCUAGAUGGAUAGUUUUUUUUUCUUUGAGGAUGACUCUGCCUCCUUCCUGGGAGACAGUAUUUCUUUUUCUCUUACUUGGUGGCUUGCUCUAGUCUGUGUUUAUGGUAUUUUUUAUUUAUUUAUUUUCUUCUCUCGCUUUUGAGACUGGAUCUAAGGUAAUUGUUAACAUUGAGUCACAAAUUUGUAUUGAAAUUGGAGCCAAUUGGAGAGAAGAAAGCAUCACGAGGCAUCAUCAAAGCCUUUCACAUUUGGAAACCCGGGUACAUAGACUAAGAUAUAUUGGAAUACAUUGCCCUAAAUACUGAAUUGGCAGAUAAGUUAAAUGUUGUAGUCAAAGGCUUACUUUAGCAUACUUGGUUGUUCUUGUUUUGCUAUGUAUGCUGUUGAUACAUUUGCUCAUAGUUAGAAAACCUAUAUUGGUUUGUAUUUAGAUUUUGGCAAUCCUCAGAAGAAACCAGAAAACAUUACCUUAUAAAGAAUAAAUUGGAUUUAUUCUCUAGUUUCUUUUUCUUUUGAAAGUUAUGAAUUAUUGGCUGUCCUUUGUAGAUUUCUUUAAUGUAUUGGUAAUGAAUAUAUACUUACAAUAGCCAUUUCAUAAUUUGCUGAAACAUUUAUUUUUGAAGUUGUGGUCCAUGAUGACAUCAUACAGUUCCUGCAGAUUUGUUGGCUUCAUGUUGUGAAUAUCCCCUGUUCCACCAGUGGAUAUUGUUCUUUUGGAUUAGGAUCUGGCACAGUGGAGGCCAUUUGAGUAUACUAAACCCAUUGCCAAAUAUGUGGAACCAGCUUGAGAGGGCAGGCACUUUGUGACAUAACCCAUUAUCCUGUUGGAGGUAGCCAUUAGAAGAUAAGUAGACUAUUGCUAUAAAGCAGCAUGGGCAGCAAAGAUACUCAGGUUUUGACAUUUAAAGGAAGACUCCAGGUACAUAAAGAACUUCAGCUUGCUGAAUUGCUUUGUGUUUGGAGUCUGCCAUAUAUUCGUGACCAUUUAUAAAAGUACUGAUUUCAAUAGAAAUCAGUACUUUUAUAAAAGUUCACCGAAAGGGAUGCCAUAUAACCUCUACAAUCUUUUUCCUGUCAUAUAAUGGCAGUACACAAAUGGGAUUUACUUUCUCAAUGGGACAAGUAGUCUGCAAGAUAAAUUCAUAAAUAAAACAAAAGUGCAUCCUAUUUACUGUAUAAAAACCCCUCUAGGCAAUACCAAAGAGAUUUGGUGAAAUACAGGCACUUUCUUCUUCGGAAGAUUUCACUAUUUUUCAUCUGGAUAAAGUAAUCCUACACUUAACGCCUUCAUUUUUACCUAAGGUUCUUUCCAAAAGCAGUUAACCAACCUAUUGUCCUGCCUUCUUUUUGCAGUUUCUGCCUCUUCAGCCAAGGAAAUUGCAUAUGUUGGAUAGUUGGAGAGUCUUAUAGAUCUACCUGAUUUGAUCUUCAGCUUUGAGGAAUUCGGGUCAUCUCUUUAUCAAUUUCCAAGGGAACUUUUGUGGAAAAGAAGACAAAUCGAUUACUGAAACUAUAAAAUGGUCAUAUGGUGCCAGUGAAUCUCCCGUUGCAAGUUUCACUUAAAGCUCACUCUACAUGGGCAAUGGCUAUCUCUUGGGCAGAAAGAUCUAAUGCUUCACCAGAAGAUAUUUGCAGGGUAGCUACCUGGUCAACUUUGAACACCUCGAUUAAGCACUACAGACUAGACAUUUUCUCAUCCUCAGAGGCUGCUUUCGGGCGCAAGGUGUUUCAGGCUGUGGUAUUAUAGGUACCAAAUAUCCAAUUUGUAUACUGCCACCAUAUGACAGAAAAUACUGAAAAAAACUAUUUACCGUAAAUUCUUUUUUCCUUAAUAUGGUGUAAGUAUAGUUUUCCCUACCAAUAUUUUGAUAAUUUACAUUUGACAUUGAGUUUGACUCUCAUACUCUUGUUAUGAACUGAUGUGGUAUUGCCUAGAGAGGUUUUUAUAUAGUAAGUAGGAGAGACUUUUGUUUUAUUUAUAUAUUUAUUUUGCAGACUACUUUUCCAUUGAGAAAGUACAUUCCAUUUGUGUAUUGCCACCAUAUUAAGGAAAAAAGAAUUGACCGUAAAAUGUUUUUUUUUCUCCUAUUUCAGUAAAUGAUGUACAACUGAAAACUUAAAUUAUGCAUUUUACAUAGAAACUUAGAAUGUGACGGCAGAUAAGAACCAUUCGGCCCAUCUAGUCUGCCCAAUUUACACAAUAAAAAUUUUGAAUCUGUCUGAACAGAAAUCAUUACGUGAAAUUGCUGCUUUUCCCAUUUGAAUGCUAGCUCUGAAUUCCGUGUUAGCAAAUGUAAUUAUAUGUUUAAACAAGGAAAAAAAAACAUAGAAAAAAAACUUUUUAAAUAUGUAAGGAAAAUAAAAAAAAUCUUGUAUGAGUAAAAUAUUACAAUGACACAAGUACACUCAAAUUGGAAUGGAAAAAGAAUUGUCAAGGGUAGAUAAAUAUAAUUUUUUUUCUUAUGGGAAUAAGGUAUUAAAUUGAAAUAAGUCAUGCAGAGUUUUGUAAUAAAUAUUGCAGAAAAUCUUAUAUACAAAGCAGGUACGUUCAGCCUCAGUGAAUAUCUGUAAAAGUAAAUUUUAUGGUGUGUGCAUCAAGUGAUUUCAAAGAUUAAAGACUCAUUAAACUCUAUUCACAAUGUUCGGCAGAUAAUAGAUGCAGUCUCCGUUUCCGGCAUAAUAUAUAUGGAGAAGUAGAUAAUGUCGGUUAAAAGUAUGCUAAGUACACAUGACGGAUUGUUAAUUGAUGUCACUGUCAAAAAACAAACAUAAAGUUAUGUCCUGUCAUUAGAGAUGGGGACCAUUUGGCAUUAUGUAUGGUUAUAGGCAGCUAUAUUUAACAAUUAUGAUAAUUACAAGAUCACUGGACACAAUAAUGAGUCAAUAGCAAAUCGCUGACAUUUUUAGAGGUUAAUGGAAAGUUUAAAAUACGUAAGGGCAGUGAAUGUAUCAAGUAAAUAUAUAGAAGUCAACAUACUUUACAAUAUCAUUAAAAAAAAUCUAGACGCAUAUGUUGGGAUUUACCACUGCAUGAUUAUAUAAAUAUACAUAAUAAUGAUAUAAUAAUCUGUACCUGCCAAAAUGUGAAUCAUUCACUAAAAUAUAAAAGUAUAAGUCUUUAAUUGUCAGCAUUAAAUAUUAGAUUGAUAAACAGCUUGUCUGUUUUCAUGUAUGGCUAUUUGUAUCCUCACUGUCAACUUAAAAGGGACUAUAACAGUACAACUAUCAAAAUAGUAAAAGAAGGUUGCAAAGAAAGGUCAGGCACACCCAGAGACUUUCAAGAAGACCUAUGAUUGGAGAUUGCAACUAGGGCUGAUCUAGGACCAAUGAAAGAAAGUGAUAAGGGGCAUGCCUUGUGAUUUGUCUUGUAAUUCUGAAUGAGAUUUACAGUGGAUCAAUGCAAACUAGUGCGAGAAGUACUUGAUUGUAUCAAUGAAACAUGGGAUGGAUACGAGCUGCAGUUCAACCAAAUGCUAAAAAAGGGCUACAAGAUACAUAGAUUUGCUGAAAUGUUGUCAUUGUUAUUAACUAUGUGAGUGCAAUAAAUUCUCUGUUUUAAUAUUGCCAUUUGCCAAAUGAUCUGCACUUUUGAUGUUCAUGUGUUUUUCCUGAUUUCUGUUUGGUUACUGUUGGGAAACAGUGGUCUUUUGUAAGCAAAAGAAAAAUUAUCUGCAGGGAAUUGUGAUUACAUCAUUUGAAAGUUGACUCUAAGUCUUUAAUGGGAAAAGAAUAUCAGAUUAAAAACACAUUUCCAUUUGCUUGUAACUGUUUCAUUGACACACUAUUUAUGUUUGCAUGUGUCAAUUAGCUUUGCAGUUCUUAGGGUGCUAUGUAUACUACUCUAGUUUUCUGAUCUCUUCAGUCUAGUGCAGUACCACACAGUGCCACUACCUGGCUAUGGUGCUGUUGCAGGCUGCUGCACCAAGACUGAUAAGCUCUAUGUCCCCUGCUGGCCCUACUUGCACCUAUGUUCCCCUGUUUAGUCUAGCCUUCCCCUUUUUUCUGUUGCAAGUUUAUUUUAUUUGUUCCCGCACCAGGAGGCCUUGCUCCCUGUGUCCCGCACAUGGAGGUUCCACUAUACCCAUAAUUUUUUACAUUCGUGUUAUUGGGUUUGUAAGAUCUCCAGUGGAUAGCAAAUCUUCUUUGUAUUUCUGCUUUGGUGUAUGGUUUCUAUAUUUUUAUUUAAAUAUUUCACCAUACAUAUUCAUACAUUAUAUUAUUUAUUAAAUGUGUGAGUAAUUGUUAGUCAUAUAGCCAAAGGAUACAUCAGACUAUGUAGCUAUGAAAUGGAUGAGAACCAGGCAGAGAAUUCCGCUUAUUUAUUGGUCUUACUGUAAAAAACACUUUCCUUUGCCUUAGAUUCAAUCCCAUUUCUUCCAGUGUAAAUGGGUGACCUUGUGUCCUAUGUAUAGUCGUAUUAAUAAGUAGAUUCCAGACAAUGGUUUGUAUUUGACCCAAAUAUGUUUGUAUAAUGCUAUCAUUAUUGGCUGUCUAAGAAUAUACAAUUAUCAGGCCGUCUAAAAAGAUAUAAUUGAAGAAACUUGCAACAUAGCCAGUUCAGAGAAGACAGUGUAUUUUGAAAUAAUUAUAUUUUGAAGACAGAAUAGUUGGAAACAAUGACCGUAUUUUCUGGCGUAUAAGACGAGUGGGCGUAUAAGACGACCCCCAACUUUUCCAGUUAAAAUAUAGAGUUUGGAAAUUACUCACCGUAUAAGACUACCCCUCUUCCAACGCACACCAAAUAAAAAUUAAAAAAACAUCAGAUUUGAUUUCAAUAUGGUAAUUUUAAUUCAAAUGCUUAUGACAUGCAGGCACUUGGCAGGAAAACUGUCACUUAUAAACAUAAGGCUGUUGUCAUCAAACAUGUAAACAUAAAACAGUGCAAGUGGAUUAAACAUUUCCUAAUUCACUCUAAAGCUAAAAGGAAGGAUAAGACAAUAAACCCAUGGGAGCUGCCAUGCUGUUUGUUUUCUAAGCUGUCAACCAAACUGGAACUGAUGAUGAUAGGAGGAAGAUAGCAAACAAUAGAGAGAGAGCAAGUCCCUGGCGAGUUAGCAACGCCCAUCAUAACUGCAAACCACUGUAUUUUUACAGGUUUUGCUGGCGUGACCGUUUCCCUUUAAAAGCCUUCAAAAUCCUCCUGUUCGUCAUCUGAUAUCAUAAGUACAUCAAUGACAUCUUGUGAUACAUUUGUAAGGCAGUCAUCGUAUGGAUCGAAUUCUGUAUCAGAUGGUGUGGUCUCAGCUUCGGCUUCCUCUUCAUCUUGCCACAAGUAGUCGUCCUCCAUACCAUCUAAUGAAUUUGAUAUGCCACACUUCUUGAAAGACUUGAUUACUGUUUCUGCAUCAAUAUCAUUCCAGGCUUUUAUGACAAACUUGCACAAAACAUCCAACUGUGGAGCACGCAUGUUUCCUCCUUUUGUGAAUGACUUUUCGCCGCUAACCAUCCAUUCAUUCCACUGUUCUCGAAUGCGAUUUUUAAAUGGCUUGUUUAGGCACACAUCCAGUGGCUGUACCAACGAUGUCAAUCCUGCAGGAAUAACUGCCGCAUCUGUGUUUAGUCUUGCAAGCCUUUGCUUGGUGCUGGGAGUUAAAUGAGCCCUAAACAUAUCCCACACCAAUAGACUAUGUUUUUGAAUAAGUCCACCUGGUCGCUUGCUCCAUACAUUAUCAAGCCAUAGCUUUAUAACUUCUUCAUCCAUCCAGCCUUUUUCAUUCACAUGUACAAAACAACCAACAGGGAACUUGAGUUUCAGCAUUGUUUUUCUUUUAAAAAUAAUCAUUGGUCUCAGUUUGGAGCCAUCAGCUGUGCAUCCUAGUACCACUGUAAAACUGGACUUCUCAUGUCCUGUUGUUUUAAUUAAAAUAUUUUUUUCACCUUUUUGAUGGACAGUUUUAUUUCCAACCAUAUCAAAAUUCAUUGGAGUUUCAUCCAUAUUUCCAAUACUACUUAACGCAUAGCCAUGUUUAGUGCGCUGCUGUAUUACGUAUCGAUGGAAACUAUGUACUUUGCUAUCAAGAUCUGCAGGUAAUUUCUGGGCAAUUUUCGUCUUUUGCCUCAGUACCAUAUUAUGCCUUCCCAUGAAUCUGGCCUUAAAUCUGUUACUGUGAUCUGGGUUAGAUUUGGCCCACUGAAGUGCAAACAAACAUAUUUUAUUUCGUGUCACUACAUAACCGUUUUGGCGAUGCUCAUUCACCAUGUCUGCUACAUGUUUUUCGAGUUCUGGCCAAUGUGGGGUGCCUCUUCUUAAUGCACACUUACCCCUUGGCAUCCUCUUUAAUGCUUUUUCAUUUGCUUUCCAAUCCCGAACCAUCUUUUGUUACUCCAUAUUGUCUUGCAGCAGCGCAGUUAUUAUGUUCCAUGGCAAAGUUUACAACUUUAAGUUUGAAACUGGCUUCAUAUUUAUUUCUUCUUGCUGGUGGAGCCAUGAUGGGGUUUUGACUGAUGGACAUUUGUAUACUCCACUGUAUGUACUGUAUUUACUGUAUGUACUGUAUUUACUGUACUGGUACUGUACUGUAUGAACAGGUACAUAUACUGGUACUGUACUGUAUGAACAGGUACAGAUACUGGUGCUGAACUGUAUGUGGUACCCAGUAUAACUAAAACAGAGCUGACCAAAACAACCAGCCAAUCACGACAAGUGAUGUACCUUACCGGCGAUUGGCUGGUUGGAUUGGUCAGCCCUCCCUGUCUCCAAGACUAUGGAAAACAUGCCUCUUUCACUGGUCUGGCCCGCCCUUGUAUCCUAUUACCCUACCUCCUUCUCUGCCUCUCAGAUCUUGCACAUGCGCGCCUGCGCCACUUCACUGCAGAUCUGAGAUCUCGCUCCUACGGACUGCAGUGAAUCGGUGCAUGUGCGAGACCUUAGAGGCAGAGAAGGAGGUACGGUAAUAGGAUACUAGGGCUUCUUCUACAGCGCCGCCCUUGCUGCUUCCAUAAGGCGGGGAUGCGGCCGCUGCCUUUUUUGAGCUCCCCCACCAUAUGCAGCGACGUAAUGGCUGGCUGUGGUAACUUCCAGCCAUAAGACGAUACCCAGUGUAUAAGACGACCCCCGACUUUUGAAAAGAUUUUCAAGGGUUAAAAAGCCGUCUUAUACGCCGGAAAAUACGGUAGAAUAAUCAGAUGAAGAGUAUGGGGCUGUGCUGUUGAUAUUCUUUAGUGAAUUGCCAAAUGUUUUCCCUGUAGAUUCUGUACUAACAAAGUGUAAGUCUCAAAUUCCAUUUUCAUUAACUCUUUCCUUUGCUUUGUGUAAACAAAAGUGCAAUUGCGUACAAUAUGUGUUUUGGUAUUGCUUUCCAUUGAAUAACUUUAGCAUUUGAAAUGAAAUGAGGCACAAAAUGUGUGUUCAUUACCAUUUACAUAUGGUAUGAUUAAACUUUAAACCCUGGCUUAUAGAACAUUUUGUCAAAAUUGCUUUGAAUGUGGGCGUGUUAUAACUAAGUGAAUAACCUUGUGAGUUGCUAAUGAAUUUAACUUUUCUCUUUUUAAUUGAAACUAUGUUUGUAACGCUUACAUCAGCUGAUGAACAUAUUAUAUUAUUAAAGUAUUACUGUAACUAGUUUUUGACAGUUUUGUUUUUUUAAUGAGUAAUGCCCUAUUGGGCAUUAUUCUUUUGCCGCCCCAAGCCCAUAAACUCUGAGAUAAUGCUUUGAAGUGACGCUAAAUGUUACCUGAAUCCACCACCAGGUAAUGCUCCUGGCACAGCUUUCCUUUCUGUGUCUGGCAUCAUGGCAGCAGUCACAAGUUCCAGUCAUAGACUUCUCAUAGAGAAGGCUUUAUUUGGACUUUUUAACCUGCUCAGUGUGCAUGCGUAUGCUCUGAACUGGCGAGGGGAAGGAAGAAAGGCGCUUAAGCAAUAAAACAAAAGAUAAUGGAGAGAGGGUUAGAGGGGAGGCAAACGCUUCCCUUUAUAGGCUCUACAAUAGUGGAGAAGCCAAUUAUGUCCAUUGCCAGGGUGUGCUUACAGACAAGUGAAAUUUUGGCUUCUAAAGUCACAUGUCUAUUGUGCAAAUAUCUCUGCUGAAGGUUGUUUCAGAAGAAACAAUAUAAGACAAGGUAAUACAAGAGAGCCUUCCUGAGUAUUUACUAUAUUUAUUCAGGGCCUUGUCCCCUCUGUGCCUGUAGAGGAGUGGUGCACAGGCCAAGCAUGCAGAAUUCCUAAUCCCCUAAACCUUCCCAAGUAUUUGCCCAGAGAUAUAAUGGUGUGCUGCAAUAUUAUAAGAAAGCUUGCUGCAUUCUAAGACCCAUUCUAAAGCCUCUCUGUGUUCCCAGAUCUAUCUUCGGUGACCACGGCAAAGUGAAGAGAGUUUGUAGGAAUAAAGAAGACACUCCGAUCCAACAGCAUGCCAUACUGUUGCGGAUACACCACCAAACUGCUCCUGUGGAGGAAUGGGAUCCUGAAAGUGUUCAGCACACUGGCAGAUGGCGAGGCUGA
Pelobates cultripes (western spadefoot toad) is the source of this 22516-nucleotide messenger RNA. The record is from the annotation of a GenBank genome assembly. NCBI's taxonomy places the organism in Eukaryota, Metazoa, Chordata, Amphibia, Anura, Pelobatidae.